Molecule: messenger RNA, 1666 nt
Organism: Mycena citricolor
Lineage: Eukaryota; Fungi; Basidiomycota; Agaricomycetes; Agaricales; Mycenaceae
Source: the annotation of a GenBank genome assembly
CUUCAAUGUCCCUCAUUCAACCUACUGGCCGCAAAGGACCAAGAUUCGGCAAAGGAGGAGGCAGAAGGAAUAACAACAAUCAAAUCUACGCUUGCGCUCUUCCCGUCGCUCUAAACAGUCCCCGAUCUGACUCAUUCUCGCGAUCUCUCCUCGGCCUUGUGGGUCUCCGACUUACCACUCUCGAGACUCCGCUAUGUCGUGGGGUCUUCGAUGAGGCAACGCGCUCAGUCUGGGUUUUGGAGAAGGAAUACACCAUGCUGCUGUGGAGACGAGGAUUCUUUGGCAAGGGAGACUUGUCACGGAGUGAACCAAGUUGGCUUUCUCGCCAGGUCAACAACAGACGUACUGGAAAUCGUUUGACUGCCGAGGAAGUCACUGCAAAACGAAGGGCAGAGCGAAAGCAGUUCAAGAUUGACCGCGCUCGGGCUAUCGCGCAAGUUGCCGCCGAAGCGGAGGAGAUUUUCAAGACAGAAGGUCGGGUAGUCGUACCGACUCUUUCGGGGCCCUCUAUUCCUUCCGGUGCGACCUGGAAACCAGCCAGCAUGUCGACAGAGUCACCAGAGCUUGUGCCUCCUCCUGUUGAGGAUAGCCCAGCUGCGAAAGAGGAAGAAGCAGAAGAAGAACCGUUGGAAGAUCUGGAGCAUCUCCAGCUGACUCUACCUGAAGCCUUCUUUCUGAUGUGGAAUUUCGAUUGUCUUGCUAUUGAAGACCCCAAUUCAGUGCGGGUGUUUCUCCGUGUGCUUUUGGAUCCUAAAGUUUUGCUAGCAUGAACAAAUGUCCAUACAUCAGGUUUGGACAGCCUUUCAAGAGGCGAAUUUGAUGCCUCUAAUAUUGACAGCGCCCCGCCCGCCAGUGGAUCUUCAAUUCGAUAAUCCAUUCCUGAUAAACUACAUCGUGUAUCACCAUUACCGAUCUCUGGGUUGGGUCGUUCGGGGUGGUAUCAAGUUCUGUGUGGACUAUAUGCUUUAUAAGCGCGGUCCAGUCUUCAAUCAUGCCGAAUUCUCCGUCGUCGUUUGCCCUGUGUACGAGGACCCUACGGACCGCGACGCCUCAGUCGUAGAUCUGCACCACUCAACACCCUUUUCCUGGUCUUGGCUCGGCACGAUCAAUCGCGUGAACACUCAAGUGUUCAAGACCCUCAUACUUGCAUAUGUCACAAUCCCAGCUCGUUCUCGCGUUUCCCCGGAAUCGCUCAACUCUCCGGCUUGUUUGCAAUAUUACUCGGUCCGCGAAGUGAUCGUCCGCCGAUUCAUUCCUGCGCGAAUGCGAGAUUAAAUGGUAUUGUUGGUUCAUAACUAUGAUACAUCGCGCAGUCCGUAGAAUAGAUUGGAGAGAGAAGGACGUCGGCGAGAGAAACAGAGCGGACCAUUGGAUCAUAUUGCACCUUUGAUUCCGACUUUGCGGUACUUUGUUUCGUAGACCUGGCUUAACUGGGCACCGGCCAGCCGGCAAUCCAGCGUCUUCUGGGAGUCGGGACUUGUCUGAUCAGUGAAGCAUGCAGCAGAGUGUUCGACCAAAAAUUCGCGCGCUUGGUCAAUGCCAUCGAAUGCCAACUCUUGCUGAAUGAAAACAAGAGAGAUUGUGCGAUAGCUGUCGAUAAGUGGCUGAACGACGCGUCAACGGAAAAAGGCAUUACAACGCACGCUUUGGUAAUCACAAGCAGGGC